This is a messenger RNA of Ramularia collo-cygni, 1170 nucleotides long. RefSeq lists its product as uncharacterized. The record is from RefSeq and is a predicted model, not a curated record. The transcript is spliced from 3 exons. The coding region runs from base 1 to 1170 and encodes 389 amino acids. Lineage: Eukaryota; Fungi; Ascomycota; Dothideomycetes; Mycosphaerellales; Mycosphaerellaceae.
AUGCGAUCCGAAAACGUGCUUCUCGCUGCCUUGGCGGCCACAGCGCCAACUCUUUCGACGGCUGCAACUUGCACGUCUCACACGAUCAAAGUACAGGCAACAGCGAACAACCGGGUUAUCUUUGCCCCUGGUUCGGACCUCACCAGCGUUUCCGGUGUAGAGUCGCUCCUCUCUUCUGGAGCUGGUCUGCUUGGUCAGCUCGCUGGCUUCUUUCCCGUCAGCGGUACAUACGACAUUGCUGCAGAGUACUGUCAGCCCGCUCCUGGGUCUCCUCUAUCCCGUCACAGGGAUGUGCAGCUGCUUCUACACGGUGUGCCGUACGACAAGAGUUACUGGUUCGGCCUUCCUGGCAAUCCAGACGGCUCGGAGAAGUACAACUGGGUAGAAUAUGCCACCUCUCAAGGGUACCCAGUCCUAGCAAUCGAUAACCUCGGAGCCGGAGCAUCCACCAAAGCAAACCCAAUCACAGAAGUCCAACAACCCCUUCAACUAGCAAUCCUCCACGAAAUCACCACAAAACUCCGCAAAGGAGAAUUAGAAUUCGCCCCUGCGGCCGAAAAAGUCAUCUUCGUAGGCCACUCCCUAGCAUCCGUAACAGGCAACGGCAUAGCCACGAAAUAUCCCUCCGACUUCAACACCAUGAUCCUCACGGGAUACAGCAAUGCGCUAGUAGAAGCCGGUCUAGGACUCCUCCUCACAGAACUCGAACCCGCUCAAACCCAAAACCCAGCAAAAUUCAAUGAUUUACCACCUGGAUAUCUCGCGUUCGGAUCCAGCCAAGGCAAGCGAAAUUCCUACUAUGCAGAAGAUGGUACUUUCAGCGCUUCCCUCGCGGAAUACGAUUUUGCUCACCAGGAUACCAUAACCCUAGGCCAAAUCCUCACGGCUUUCAGCGGUCUGCAGAAAGCGGAUGCGUAUAAAGGUGAUGUUUUGGUUCUUACUGGAUCUGAGGAUGCUUUUUUCUGUGGACCUACAGGUACUAGAGCUGUGGGUCCACAGACUUGUGGUGUGGGAGAUGAUAGUAUUCCUGCGAAGAGCAGGUCUUUCUUUCCUAAUGCUCAUUUUGAUUAUUAUCUGGCGCCGAAUACGUCGCAUGCUACUACGCUGCACUAUUCUACUCCUGGUAGUAUUAGGAGAGCGCAUGAGUUUUUGGCGGAGAGUGGGUAUUAG